Trichoderma gamsii is the source of this 789-nucleotide messenger RNA. Its product is annotated as centromere/microtubule-binding protein cbf5. Gene Ontology annotation, cellular component: endoplasmic reticulum membrane; Hrd1p ubiquitin ligase ERAD-L complex. Gene Ontology annotation, molecular function: ubiquitin-specific protease binding; misfolded protein binding. Lineage: Eukaryota; Fungi; Ascomycota; Sordariomycetes; Hypocreales; Hypocreaceae. Bases 1 to 789 code for a protein of 262 amino acids. Gene Ontology annotation, biological process: endoplasmic reticulum unfolded protein response. The record is from RefSeq and is a predicted model, not a curated record. The transcript is spliced from 3 exons.
AUGGCUGAGCUUUCUCUGGACGCGUACUGGCGGGCGCCGCCAAUUGCUAGAACUGCUGCCACUGUUACCUUUGGCCUGUCUGUCGCCGUGCACAUGGGAAUGCUUGCCGGGGACCUCUUCCUCUAUGACUUCCACUACUUGGCGCGGAUUCCCCCGCAAGUAUGGCGCCUUGUAACAUGCUUCCUGAUCACCUUCCCAAAUCUGGGUGUUCUCUUUGACACUUUCCACAUGUACAUGUACAUGAGUCAACUGGAAAAAGGUCAUCCGCGAUUGUCGAGACGAGAAGAUCUUGUCUGGUAUCUGACAUUUGUGUGCGGAACAAUUCUGAUACUCAAUCAUCUAUUGGGUUUCGGGUAUGGAGUAAUGACGCAGGCGCUCCUCCUCGCCAUGGCGUAUACCGUAACUCAAGAGCAACGCGGCCAGACAACAAACUAUAUGUUCGUUAGCAUCCCGUCUCAGCUCGUUCCAUUUGCCAUGAUGGCCAUCAAUCUUUUCUUCCCCGGUGGCAUUGGUAUUGUGCUCCUGCAGCUUCAGGGGCUUGCCGCGGCGCAUUUGUAUCUGUUUCUGACCAAAAUCUGGCCUGACGUUGCCGGCGGUCGGAACUGGCUUGAGACUCCUGCGUUUAUUCGGUCUGCAGUGAAUGGAGUAACACCUGCGCCGCAACCAUCUGCUGGGGGCAGAGGAUUGAAUACGACGUCCGCCCCAAGUAGCGGUGCAAGCAGUGGUGCUUCACGUGGACCAUUACCAGACUCAUGGCGCACCAGAGGACCAGGGCACCGCCUGGGCUAA